AUGAUGAACGCCAAUCUGAAGGCUCUGCGCGCCGCCGCCACCAACGCGAGCAUCGCCUCGCGCUGCCUGGCCACCCAGGCCGCCCCCAAGUCGGCUGCCUCGCACUCCUCCUCCCACAGCAGCUCCUCCAAGCCCGGCGAGGUGAAGAUCUCGAGCAUGCCCUCCGGCGCCAGCAUCGCCUCGGUCGCCUCCGACUCGGCGCUCGCCCGCGUCGCCAUCGUCUUCAAGGCAGGCGCCCGCUACGAGCCCGCCGACCAGCUCGGCCUGACGCACGCCCUCCGCCUGACGGCCGGCCAGUCGACCGAGAAUCACACCAGCUUCGGCCUCGUCCGCAACAUCGACUACUUCGGCGGCCGCCUGGUGGUGGCUGGCACCCGCGACACCGUCACCUACCUGCUGGAGGUGCACAACGACGAGGAGAUCCUGCCGCGGAACUUCGCCCUCCUCGCGGAGACCGUCGCCCGCCCCGCCUUCAAGCGCUGGGAGCUGCCCGACAACACCGAGCGCGCCCUUGCGGAGCUGUCCAUCCUCGAGGACAACCCGCACAUCAAGCUGGCGGAGGCGCUGCACGCCGUCGCCUGGAAGGGCGGCCUCCGCAAGUCGCUCUACAUGCCCCGGUUCAUGCUGAACAAGCACACCGGCGAGCAGCUGAAGAAGUUCAUCGCCAACCGGUACGUCUCCCCGGUGGUGGUGGGCGUCGGCGUCGAGCACCAGCAGCUGGUGGACCUGGUGGGCAGCCACCUGAGCGGCCUCAGCUCGCACCAGCCACCCAAGUGCGUCACCAGCUUCAUCGGCGGCGAGACGCACCUGGAGGCCGCCAGCCCGCUCACCUACGUCGCCCUGGCUACUGAAGGCGUUGGCCUGAAGAACACCAAGGAGGCCCUGGCCCUCUCCCUCUUCCAGACGAUCCUCGGCAACGGCCCGCAGAUUGCCAGCUUCAGCGGCCUCUCCAGCAACACUCGCCUCGGCAAGGCCGUCGGCGCUGCUCUGGGCGGAAAAAGUAGCGACAACGUCGCCGUCUCCGCCUUCAACUUUGCCUACGAGGAGACGGGCCUCUUUGGCAUCAAUCUGAUCGCCCCGAAGUCAUCGGACGUGACCGGCCUGCUGAAGGCCGCCGUGAAGGAGCUGCGCGCCGCCGCCAGCAGCGUCACCGACGCCGAGCUCGCCGACGCAAAAAAGAACCUGAAGACCGCCGCGCUGCUCGCCGUGGACACCGGCGACGCCCUGGCCACGGAGCUGGGCGCCCAGCUGGCGCUGGUCGGCUCGCAGGUGGACACCGCGAAGGAGGUGGACGCCAUCACCGCCGCCGACGUCAAGUCAGUCGCCGGCCGCCUGCUGAAGGGCAAACUGGCGCUGGCCACCAUCGGCCCGAAUGCCCCUUACCUCGAUGACCUGGUCUGA
This is a messenger RNA of Rhagoletis zephyria (snowberry fruit fly), 1401 nucleotides long. Lineage: Eukaryota; Metazoa; Arthropoda; Insecta; Diptera; Tephritidae. The record is from RefSeq and is a predicted model, not a curated record.